This is a messenger RNA of Mugil cephalus (flathead mullet), 920 nucleotides long. Its product is annotated as polyubiquitin-B-like. Gene Ontology annotation, molecular function: protein tag activity; ubiquitin protein ligase binding. Gene Ontology annotation, cellular component: cytoplasm; nucleus. Lineage: Eukaryota; Metazoa; Chordata; Actinopteri; Mugiliformes; Mugilidae. The record is from RefSeq and is a predicted model, not a curated record. The coding region runs from base 170 to 661 and encodes 163 amino acids. The transcript is spliced from 2 exons. Gene Ontology annotation, biological process: protein ubiquitination; modification-dependent protein catabolic process.
AGAGAGGGAAAACGAAUCUUAAGCGAAGGGGAGGGUGUUUUGAUCAGCUGGGUCAGGCUGUAUAUAAACAGAGGAGCUAAAACUUUUCACAUAACUAUUGAGCAUCGCGACAAGUGGUAUCCCAGACAAAAAAAAAAGGAAGACAAGAAAUCAUCCCAAGACUGCUAAGAUGGAACUAAUCAUCAAAACACUGGAUGGGACAUUACACCCACUGAUUGUGAACCCACGGGACACUGUUGGAUCCCUGAAAACACAAAUCCAUAGACUACUGAAGGUGCCUGUCCACAAACAGAAGUUGGUGUUUGUAAACGGCCAAACGACAACUCUCAGUGACGACACCAAACUUUUGUGCGACUACGGCUUGCAGUCCGGUUCCUAUGUCUCCCUGCUGAUCGUCGAGCAUCCUCCCAUCAAUCCUCCCAUCAAUCCUCCCACCCAAGUGUUCCUCAUAAACGAGAAGGGGAAGUCGAGCACCUACGAUAUCAAACCCAACGAGACGGUGAACGACUUCAAGCGGAGUGUGGAGCAGAGGGAGAGGGUACCGGUGAACCAGCAGAGGCUCGUUCACGAAGGCAAGGACAUGACAACUGGAAAACUGUCGGACUACAACGUGAGGGCGCACAGCACCAUCUACCUGACCCUCCGACUGAGAGGAGGCUGAGGACAUAGUGGACGACGCACCAGGAUUAAUUCUUUAUACUUUUUUUUUAUUUAGUUUUAUUUUAUAUUUAUUCGUAGUUUUAAUAUAAAUCGUCAUUCCACAAUGUGUAAUUCCGUCUUAAUAACUUUGUGUCUUGUUUAGCUGACAACAAAGUCAUUCCAUACACACAAGAGAUCAAUGUUAUGCUUUUAUGGUGAAAAAAUCCAUGUUACCCAGAAAUUGUAACAAAUGUAAUAUAAAUAAAAGUCUCUGAUGUGAA